Molecule: messenger RNA, 4937 nt
Organism: Alexandromys fortis (reed vole)
Lineage: Eukaryota; Metazoa; Chordata; Mammalia; Rodentia; Cricetidae
Gene: Itga3
Product: integrin subunit alpha 3
Exons: 26
Coding region: 477-3632 (1051 amino acids)
Biological process (GO): leukocyte migration; integrin-mediated signaling pathway; cell-matrix adhesion
Cellular component (GO): external side of plasma membrane; integrin complex
Molecular function (GO): integrin binding
Source: RefSeq, a predicted model, not a curated record
CUCUUUCCCCGGAAGGAAAGCGGAGCUCGGGCUGGGCUCGCAAGGUGGGGAGGUGCAGGGCUGGGCAGUGGAGAGGCGGGGCACGCGCUGGCGAGAAUCCCUCCUUCCUGCCCUAUUGGCGGUCGGGGGUUUGCCUUUUCAGAUCCUCCACCUAGCUGGGAUCCAAAGAGCUAACACCGCCAAGGGGGCGCGGCCGGGACAAUCUAGGGUGCCGGGUGCCCAAAGUCGGGCACAGUGACCUGUCCACCCAGCCAGCGGGAGAGUAGAUCCACGGAGCUGGAGAGGAUUGGAGAAGCGCCACCCCGGAGCAGACGUGAAGCUGUCUGGACUAGGGCAAGAAAUUGCCUAGGACUCCGAGCGCUGUGGCGCUGCGGGCUCGGGUAUCCUCUGGCGGCGCCUGGAGCAGGUGAACCGUUCACCACCCCCAGUGUUGAGUGCUCUUGUGUUUUCGCCCGGCCCGGCUCACGCUCGCAGCCAUGGGCCCCGGCCCCCGCCGCGCGCCCCGCGACUCUGGCUGGAUGCUGGGCGCCCUGGCCUUGAUGGUGGCGGCUAGCGGCCGGGUCGCCUUCGCUUUCAACCUGGACACCCGAUUCCUGGUGGUGAAGGAGGCGGUGAACCCGGGUAGCCUUUUCGGCUACUCGGUCGCCCUCCAUCGGCAAACCGAGCGACAGCAGCGCUACCUGCUUCUGGCUGGUGCUCCCCGGGACCUCGCCGUGGCUGAUGGCUACACCAACCGGACUGGCGCCGUGUACCUGUGCCCCCUCACCGCCCUCAAGAACGACUGUGAGCGGAUGGACAUCUCAGAGAAAAGUGACCCCGACCAUCACAUUAUUGAGGACAUGUGGCUUGGGGUGACGGUGGCCAGCCAGGGCCCCGCAGGUAGAGUCCUGGUCUGCGCCCAUCGCUACACCCAGGUGCUAUGGUCUGGCACAGAAGACCAGCGGCGUAUGGUGGGCAAGUGUUAUGUGCGUGGCAAUGACUUACAGCUGGACCCCGGCGAUGACUGGCAGACCUACCACAACGAGAUGUGUAACAGCAACACCGACUACUUGCAGACCGGCAUGUGCCAGCUGGGCACCAGCGGUGGCUUCACCCAGAACACCGUGUAUUUCGGUGCCCCUGGUGCCUACAACUGGAAAGGAAACAGCUACAUGAUUCAGCGGAAGGACUGGGAUUUAUCUGAAUAUAGCUACAAAGGCUCCGAGGACCAAGGAAACCUCUAUAUUGGGUACACGGUGCAGGUAGGCAGCGCCAUCCUCCACCCCAAGGACAUCACUGUUGUGACAGGUGCCCCACGGCACCAACAUAUGGGCGCUGUCUUCUUGCUGAGCCAAGAGUCAGGUGGAGACCUGCGGAGGAGGCAGGUGCUGGAGGGCACGCAGGUGGGCGCUUAUUUUGGCAGCGCCAUUGCUCUGGCAGACCUGAACAAUGAUGGGUGGCAGGAUCUCCUGGUGGGCGCUCCCUACUACUUCGAACGGAAAGAGGAGGUAGGGGGUGCUGUCUAUGUCUUCAUGAACCAGGCGGGCACGUCCUUCCCGGAUCAACCUUCCCUCCUGCUUCACGGCCCCAGUCGCUCUGGCUUUGGCAUCUCAAUAGCCAGCAUUGGUGACAUCAACCAGGAUGGAUUCCAGGACAUUGCUGUGGGAGCCCCAUUUGAGGGCUUGGGCACGGUGUACAUCUACCACAGCAGCUCCGGGGGGCUCCUUAGGCAGCCCCAGCAGAUAAUCCACGGAGAGAAACUCGGACUGCCUGGCUUGUCCACCUUCGGCUACUCUCUGAGUGGGAAGAUGGAUGUGGAUGAAAACUUCUAUCCAGACCUGCUAGUGGGGAGCCUGUCGGACCACAUUGUGCUGCUAAGGGCUCGACCUGUCAUCAAUAUUCUUCAAAGGACCUUGGUGGCCAGGCCAGCAGUGUUGGACCCCUCGCUUUGUACAUCGACCUCCUGUGUUCAGGUGGAGCUGUGCUUUGCCUACAACCAGAGUGCUGGGAACCCCAACUACAGGCGGAACAUUACCCUGGCGUACACACUGGAGGCUGACCGGGACCGCCGGCCCCCCAGGCUCCGAUUUGCCAGCAGCCAGUCGGCUGUGUUUCAUGGUUUCUUCUCCAUGCCGGAGACGCAUUGCCAGACACUGGAAUUACUACUGAUGGACAAUGUCCGUGAUAAACUCCGUCCCAUCGUUAUUGCCAUGAAUUACUCCUUACCUUUGCGCAUGCCCGAUCGCCUGAAGCUGGGCAUGCGGUCUCUGGAUGCCUACCCAGUUCUUAACCAGGCACAGGCUCUGGAGAACCACACUGAGGUCCACUUCCAGAAGGAGUGCGGGCCCGACAACAAGUGCGACAGUAACCUGCAGAUGCGAGCAGCCUUCGUGUCUGAGCAGCUGCAGCCUCUAAGCAGGCUCCAGUACAGCAGAGACACCAAGAAACUGUUCUUGAGCAUCAAUGUGACCAAUAUGCCGAGCCACGAGCGUGCUGGGGAAGAUGCCCACGAGGCACUGCUCACCUUGGAGGUGCCACCUGCCCUGCUACUGUCCUCAGUGCGCCCAUCCGGGACCUGCCAAGCUAACGAGACCAUCCUGUGUGAGCUAGGAAACCCCUUCAAACGGAACCAGAGGAUGGAGCUGCUCAUUGCCUUUGAGGUCAUUGGGGUGACCCUGCACACAAGGGACCUUCAGGUGCAGCUGCAGCUCUCCACGUCAAGUCACCAGGACAACUUGCAGCCCAUGACCCUGACUUUGCAGGUGGACUACACGCUCCAGGCCUCACUCAACUUGAUGACACAUCGGCUACAGAGCUUCUUUGGUGGCACAGUGAUGGGUGAGGCUGGCAUGAAAACUGUGGAGGAUGUGGGCAGUCCCCUGAAAUACGAAUUCCAGGUGAGCCCAGUGGGAGACGGGCUGGCAGCUUUGGGCACACUGGUCCUAGGUCUGGAAUGGCCCUAUGAAGUCGCCAAUGGCAAGUGGCUGCUGUACCCCACGGAGAUCACCAUCCAUAGUAAUGGGUCCUGGCCCUGCCAGCCACCUGGAAGCCUCGUCAACCCUCUCAACCUUACUCUCUCUGACCCCGGAGACAAGCCACAUUCUCCACAGCGCAGGCGGAGACAGCUGGAUCCCGGGGGAGAACAGGGCCCCCCACCUGUCACACUGGCUGCUGCCAAAAAAGCCAAAUCUGAGACUCUGUUGACCUGUGCCAGUGGCCGUGCCCGCUGUGUGUGGCUGGAGUGCCCCCUUCCUGAUGCCUCCAACAUCACCAACGUGACUGUGAAGGCACGGGUGUGGAACAGCACCUUCAUCGAGGACUACAGAGACUUUGACAGAGUCAGGGUAGAUGGCUGGGCCACUUUGUUCCUACGAACCAGCAUCCCUACCAUCAACAUGGAGAACAAGACCACAUGGUUCUCAGUGGACAUUGACUCAGAGCUGGUGGAGGAGCUGCCUGCUGAGAUUGAGCUGUGGCUGGUCCUUGUGGCUGUCAGUGCCGGGCUGCUGCUUCUAGGGCUCAUCAUCAUCCUUCUGUGGAAGUGCGGCUUCUUCAAGCGAGCCCGCACUCGUGCCCUGUAUGAAGCUAAGAGGCAGAAGGCUGAGAUGAAGAGCCAGCCGUCAGAGACAGAAAGGCUGACCGACGACUACUGAGGGGGCGCCCCCCUUGCCCCAGCCCACCUGGUGUGACUUCUUUAAGCCGACCCGAUACUACCGGAUCAUGCCCAAGUACCAUGCAGUGCGUAUUCGGGAGGAGGAGCGCUACCCGCCUCCAGGGAGCACCCUACCCACCAAGAAGCACUGGGUCACCAGCUGGCAGAUUCGGGACCGAUACUACUGAUAUCCUCCCUGCCACCACUCCCAAUUCUUCCUUUCUUCCUAUUUAUCAUAAAUUAUGACUCUGACAGUCCAAAAGGGGCCACACAGUUGGCUGGCACCAGUAGGCUCAGGCAUAUAUCCCUCUUUAGUGCAGGAAUGUUUUCUGGGGCCCUAGACUCUCCUUCAAGACCUUGUGAUGCUGAGCACAGCACAGCCCUGGACACUGGACACACAGGGCCUUCUGCUAAGGGCCUGUUCAGAUAUACCAUGGAGGAUGCCACGACCAAGCCUCUUUCUGUGCCAAAACCAAGCCAAAGCACCUCUACUGGGAGCCAGGAGGAAAAGGUCCCUGGUGUGGUGAUAUCUCUCUUCCACACCAUAUACCCCUUGAGCCAUUGUCCCUGGACUGACUUUUCUGUCCAGAAUAAAACUACUGACGACAAGGAUACAUUUGGGCCCAGCUGCAGUUCCUGGCACCCACUGGAGAGUAGGGGAUGUUUCUGUGACUUGUGUGCUCAGACCAAGAGCAAUGAACUAAAAAAGCAGGUCCCCAGAAUGGGCUUUAUGAAUGGAUCUCCAAAACCUUGGCUACAGAUGGAGUUGGCAAGAAACGCAGCCCAGAGGAACAAAGCAAAACCAUGGACAACCUGGACACACUGUGCUGGGGCUGACCUGGAGCAGGGUAGCAUCCUUCAGAGAGCAGGGGAUCAAUCCUGGCCCAGCAGAUACUGGCAGGAUGCAGGGGGGAUACUUCUGACCCAUCCUUGGCCAUCUCAGCCUGAGCAAGGCCUGGAGACCCCACAAGACCAUGUGGGGUGUGAUACUUGAAUGUAUGGCGGGGGAGAGGCCAACCCCUGCCUCAGCUGGCCGGACUUCACUCCGCCCCCUUGACCACAGAGAUGGCAUUCUGAGCUAGCUGUCCAUGGCUUUCUGAGAAACCUCGCCUUCCCCCUCCCCUAGGAGCUGCAUCCCCAUUCUAGCAGUGGAGGCUGAUUCCCAGGUCCGCUCCCUGAGCCCCGCCCACAGGCAGGCCCACUCCCCAGCUCUGCCCCUCCAAGGUACUAUAGCAGCUUCCCCUACCCUGUACCUUCUUUGUAUAUGGGCUUCUCACUAAAAUAAAUAAACAACUCCAAGUUUGUA